Messenger RNA from Peronospora matthiolae, 825 nucleotides. Lineage: Eukaryota; Oomycota; Peronosporomycetes; Peronosporales; Peronosporaceae. The record is from the annotation of a GenBank genome assembly.
AUGCAGCGUCUUGUGCUCAUUGGCAGCGUCGUGCUCACCUUCCUGGUCGUUGUCCUACUGCUCGUGUACCUGGUCCUCAUCCCAGCUGGGAUCCAGCACCAUCUCAACUUGGCUGAGCUCUCGGUCAAUUAUCUGGACGUCAAGAGCAUCUCUAGUGCCUCUUCGCUCCAUGUCGAGCUCAGUCUAAACGUGCAACACGACAUCAAUAUCGCUGCCUCAACCGACGACAUCACAGCUUCACUGCUGUACGGUGACGUCGCCUUCGGGUCCGUAGUGAUCCCUGGUCUUGACAUCAAGCCGGGUGAACAGAACUACAAUAUCACUGUAGCUAGUUCGCUCAUCCUACUUGACGUGAACAUGUUCAAUAUCAUGGCUGAAGACCUGAUGAAGGAGAUUGAGAUCUCGCUCGAGGCUACGGCUACCGCCAAGGCACACGCUUUUGGCUUGAGCUACAAUGGUCUAGCUCUGAAGGGCCCGCUAGCACUGAAAGGCUUCAACCACUUUAGUCAUCCUACCCCGAAUUUCAAAAUCAUCUACUGGUUCGGCUGCAUUGAAGACGCGUACCAACUGGACAUCAACGUGACGUUAAUCAACCCGUCUUCUAUAGGUCUGGACGGCAUCGGAGCUUUAAAUUUGAGCCGGUACUUGGCUCUGGAUAUCCUGGGCGGCAGAGCUCAGCUCUUCAUCACGGGUGACAAUCCACACUCGACCAAGUACACACAGUUCCAAGAGGCUGUUAGCCAGAUCAACAUGAGCGUUGUGUACACGGACGGUCUCUCCAGUCUCGGCUUCAACACAUCGUGCAGCAUUUUGUCGCUACUGUAG